AUGACUUCCAGUGAGAUCGAGAUGCCCGGCGAGGUGAAGGCCGACCCCGCCGCCCUCAUGGCGUCCCUGCACCUCCUGCCGUCGCCCACGCCCAACCUCGAGAUCAAGUACACCAAGAUUUUUAUUAACAACGAGUGGCAGAACUCAGAGAGUGGGAGAGUGUUCCCUGUCUAUAAUCCAGCCACAGGAGAACAGGUGUGUGAAGUUCAAGAAGCAGACAAGGCAGACAUAGACAAAGCAGUGCAGGCAGCCCGCCUGGCUUUCUCUCUGGGUUCAGUGUGGAGAAGGAUGGAUGCUUCAGAAAGAGGCCGUUUGUUGGAUAAGCUUGCAGACUUGGUGGAAAGAGACAGGGCAGUCCUUGCAACCAUGGAAUCCCUCAAUGGUGGCAAACCGUUUCUGCAAGCAUUUUAUGUCGAUUUGCAAGGAGUCAUCAAAACCCUUCGGUAUUAUGCAGGCUGGGCUGAUAAAAUUCACGGGAUGACCAUUCCUGUAGAUGGAGAUUAUUUUACCUUUACAAGACAUGAACCCAUUGGUGUGUGUGGACAGAUCAUCCCGUGGAACUUCCCCCUGCUGAUGUUUGCCUGGAAAAUUGCUCCAGCUCUGUGCUGUGGCAAUACAGUAGUUAUUAAACCAGCAGAACAAACACCACUCAGCGCGCUCUACAUGGGAGCCCUCGUCAAGGAGGCUGGCUUUCCACCAGGAGUCAUCAAUAUUUUGCCAGGAUACGGGCCAACAGCCGGGGCAGCAAUAGCUUCUCACGUUGGCAUAGACAAGAUUGCGUUCACAGGGUCUACUGAGGUUGGAAAGCUUAUCCAAGAAGCAGCUGGAAGAAGCAAUUUGAAGCGAGUAACCCUGGAACUUGGAGGAAAAAGUCCCAACAUUAUUUUUGCAGAUGCUGACUUGGACUAUGCUGUGGAGCAGGCUCACCAGGGUGUGUUCUUCAACCAAGGCCAGUGCUGCACGGCAGGGUCUCGAAUCUUUGUGGAGGAGUCCAUCUAUGAAGAAUUUGUGAGAAGAAGUGUGGAGCGGGCCAAGAGGCGCAUAGUGGGCAGUCCCUUUGACCCCACCACCGAGCAGGGACCCCAGAUUGACAAGAAGCAGUACAACAAGAUCCUAGAGCUCAUCCAGAGCGGUGUGGCUGAGGGCGCCAAGCUCGAGUGCGGAGGCAAGGGGCUGGGUCGAAAGGGAUUCUUCAUUGAGCCCACGGUGUUUUCCAAUGUCACUGACGACAUGCGGAUCGCCAAGGAGGAGAUCUUUGGCCCUGUUCAGGAAAUUUUGAGGUUUAAGACUAUGGAUGAAGUUAUUGAAAGAGCCAACAACUCAGACUUCGGGCUUGUAGCAGCUGUCUUUACUAACGACAUCAACAAGGCUCUCACAGUGUCUUCUGCAAUGCAAGCCGGGACUGUUUGGAUCAAUUGUUACAAUGCCUUAAAUGCCCAGAGCCCCUUUGGGGGAUUCAAGAUGUCUGGAAAUGGGAGAGAAAUGGGAGAAUUUGGUUUGCGAGAGUACUCUGAAGUUAAGACUGUGACAGUAAAGAUCCCCCAGAAGAACUCUUAA
This is a messenger RNA of Budorcas taxicolor (takin), 1557 nucleotides long. It is a transcript of the gene ALDH1A2, whose product is annotated as aldehyde dehydrogenase 1 family member A2. NCBI's taxonomy places the organism in Eukaryota, Metazoa, Chordata, Mammalia, Artiodactyla, Bovidae. The transcript has 13 exons. The record is from RefSeq and is a predicted model, not a curated record. The coding region runs from base 1 to 1557 and encodes 518 amino acids. Gene Ontology annotation, molecular function: aldehyde dehydrogenase (NAD+) activity.